GCUACACACUUGGUGUUACGAUUGUAAACGUACGUUGUUUACAAAUUUGUCGUACAUUUUGCCUCUGUACGCAGUGCAUCGUGCGUUGCCUUGUAUAACCAAUCAUUGUAGACCCAUUAUUACCCUUUUUUCCUUUUGCUUGUAGCGUAAAUUAGUAAUUUUAUCUGUUGUCGGGUUCAGCGUUUACCUCUCCGUCAUUUUCGCAUCACUUAUUCGUCGUGUAAGAGCCGCAGAUAUUUGGCCGUAUUGUUGACAGUUUACUUAUCUCUUGACGUUAAGCGAGCUCAGGUUUUAGGAGGCGCAACUUGUGAAAUACGUGCAGUGUCAGAUGUUUCCGAAGGUUUUGGAAUUACAAUGGGAGUUGCGGGAAGGUGAUUUGGAAUAAGUCUAACAGCUCCCGCGCACUUCGUGAACUUUCUCCCGUUAUGGACAGCUUCGGCGUAAUGCGUGUGGGAGGUCGUUUGGACAAUGCGCCAAUACCAUAUGAAUUGAAACAUCCCACCAUACUGCCAAAUGAACAUCAUUUAACCUCGUUACUGAUAAUUAAGUGUAAUGUACAGAAACUCCUCUUGAACCAUCAUCGGCUGGAUUUAAUUUAGUUGGAACGUGGCGCGAAUUUGAAACAUCACAAUUCUGCUCGAUCGUAGUUAGUCUGUUAGCAACAAACGUUGUAACCGUUUCGAAGAGUUACGAGUACUCUGUAGUAUGGCAGUCGAAUUCGCCCAAAAGAAGUUCUGUCUCAGUAAAAGGUCUAGCUCUUUUCUAAUUAUUGCUCCCAAUCUCACGGCUAAAACCGCCGCAGUUAACUCCAAACGAGGCACUGAUACGGGUUCAAUUUAAGCUGAUCUAGAUUUGCCCAUCAGAAAAGUGCAAUGAACUCUGAAUUGGUCGUCACUCGAGACGCAGAUAUGCAACGGCGCUGUAUUCGUUAUUCGAUGCGCCUGCAAAAAUAUGUACGUUACUUCGACUGGAGCGUCCAAAGUCAAGCGGUCUAAGACUGCGACAAAUUUUCAGGUUUUCCAUUAGUUGAAUUUGGUUGGCCCAGCUAUUUGCAUCACGUUCACAAAUAGCAUCGUCCCAGCCGAUCUUCUUACGGCAUAAAUCCUGUACCAACAACUUAGCAGUCAACGUGGCAAAAGCCUAAAAUCCAAGGGGAUCAAAUAACGAGCUUAACGCGACAAAAUACCGCGCCGAGUGAGCUCUCGAGCAUGGAUAUCAAGCUUGCACCCGCCCUUUUUUAAACAAGAUUGAUAAAAUCUUGGCCAUGCGUUAAUGCCUUAGUUGCUGCAAAUAAUUUUGCCUAUAUGAAAAUGGAAGUCUAAAGAAACAAAUGCAAUAUUUUCGAUUUGAUUAGGGUGACAUAAAUUUCAGCAGCCUUGCGGUACAAAGUUGUAAAUGCUAAUUGUUUUAUACUGCAAUGAUUCCAACAAUAAACUUGUCUGAUUUUAAGUUGGUGACAUACUUGAGGGAUUUAAAAUUAUUGCAUGCUUUUGAAGCUACUUUGUACAAUUUGUAGUCUAUCUUUCUGUCAAUUUUACAUAGUUGAAUUUUGCAUUAAUCAUUGAAACGAACGUUCCCGUUAUACUAUUAUAGGGUUAGCAUAAUAAACCUUCAGAAAUAUAUAAAAUGAAAUUGGACGAUAUCGAGGAGAAAUUCGGUGGCAUCAGUCGUUAUCAAAUAUUUGUCAUCGUGAUGACAGCAACAGCUGUCUUUGGAACUUCAUCGAUGUCCCAAUCAGCAAUUUUUUUCAGUGCCGUUCCAGAUCACAGAUGUGCAAUACCACAAAUCGACAAUCUUACGCUUCUACAUUCAAAUACCACGGAACAUAACAUUUCUUCACUAUUUAUACCGCCUGGAGAUUCUUGUCAUAGAUACAACUAUAAUUUAUCUGUAUGUGAUGAACAUGGAGACUUAUCUUGUGUUACAAACCAAACAAAAGUAGAAAAAAUAAAAUGUGACAACGGAUAUGUUUACGAUAAAACUCAUUUCAAGAGUACGACGGUAUCUGAGGCAAGUUUUCUUUGGCACAAUCUGGUAGAAAAUACCAUUAAUUCAAGUAUUAGUUGCUGCGAUAGCCCAUCACGAAGCAAAGAAUUUAAAUAUAAAUUGAGAAUAUAUAAACAACAUUGUCCAAACUUUGUAAUGAUUACAAGGAUAUUUCUCAGCAUAAUAAAUACAUAUUCAAUAUGGUAAAUUACCAUUGAUAUUAUGAUUUACUUUUUAAUAUAAGAUAAUGGUUUUCAUCCAUCUUGCCUUAUUUUUAUUUUCACAUGGAUCACUUAUAAUUCUUGUUUUCAUGUGCGUGGGUUUCAUGACCAUGUAUGUUGACGCCCUUGUCCCUGUUGUUUUCUGGAAUUUUUGAAUUUCACACAUAUCCUGGCACAUUG
Styela clava is the source of this 2387-nucleotide messenger RNA. The record is from RefSeq and is a predicted model, not a curated record. NCBI's taxonomy places the organism in Eukaryota, Metazoa, Chordata, Ascidiacea, Stolidobranchia, Styelidae.